UCUGAAGAUGACAAUACCUUAAUCAUUGAAUUACUAUCAUCAAGUUUAACUUUUUCCAUAAAAGCAACGCUACAAAAUCCAAAAUGGAUUAAAGAUAGGUCUUCCGUUUUGUUAUCAUCAGUAUACUAA
This is a messenger RNA of Funneliformis mosseae, 129 nucleotides long. NCBI's taxonomy places the organism in Eukaryota, Fungi, Glomeromycota, Glomeromycetes, Glomerales, Glomeraceae. The record is from the annotation of a GenBank genome assembly.